CUUUCUGCACAACUAAUGAAUGUCAUUAAUAGCUGCUCUAUUUAUCAGAGCAAAGAGAAAUUGAAAAGAAAAAACACAUCAAGUGAGGAGAUGACUGUUUUGGCCACUUUUGGAUAUGGCUUUAUAGCCUUCGGUCCCGUCGCUGCCCUGUUCCUAGUCACCGUUGCUAGACAAGCUCAUGAGAUCAUCAUUGUCAUGUCCAGUGCUUUCUUCUGGCUCACGUCUCUGCUGCUCUCCUCAAUAAUCUGGUCUAUAGUGCCCCCUCUGUAUGAUACACCAGCAUUCACUCUCCCCUUCUCUGUACUACUACAAGAGUUCUUCCGCUGGGCCUUCUACCGUCUUAUUCGGAGGGUGGACCGGUUACUGGAGGUUCUGAGUGAGGACAAGUCUCAGCGGAGGAAGCACAAAGUAGCCUAUGUGAGUGGGAUGGGCUUUGGACUGAUCUCCGGAGUGGUGGCCUUUGCCAAUAUCCUACAGUCCAGUGGAGGGCCGGGGGUUGUGGGUGUGGUCAACAGGGGAUCACAGUACUUUGUUCUCUCGUCAGCAUUUGGAGCUAACAUCAUGAUCAUACUCCACGUGUGCUGGGGGGUGGUCUACUUUGAUGGCUGGGAGAUGCUGCAUCGCGAUGGACUCACCAACCUCACUAAGGGCACACUGCACGGCUACUUCAACGUCCUUCUGGUCAUAGCCUCUCAUAUGGCCAUCUCCCUACUAUCAUUGCUCAACCAGUCCCUACCCCCCACCUAUUUUCUAGUGGCCUCGUACGCUAUGGCCCUGUUUCUGAUUGGUUACUCCCUGCAUCUGGCCGGAGCAAGAAUCGGAACACUCAAGCACUUUGUAGCUCUAUCUAACUCUUGUGAUAAACAAAUGUAGUAUUAUAAUAUAAUUAUCGCGUGUGUGUGUGUUAAUGAAACAUUAUAUAAUGCACUAUAAACUUCUCUUUUUGACGUUGGA
This is a messenger RNA of Halichondria panicea, 954 nucleotides long. Its product is annotated as gamma-secretase subunit Aph-1-like. The coding region runs from base 16 to 873 and encodes 285 amino acids. The record is from RefSeq and is a predicted model, not a curated record. Gene Ontology annotation, molecular function: protein-macromolecule adaptor activity. NCBI's taxonomy places the organism in Eukaryota, Metazoa, Porifera, Demospongiae, Suberitida, Halichondriidae. The transcript has 5 exons. Gene Ontology annotation, cellular component: endoplasmic reticulum; membrane; gamma-secretase complex. Gene Ontology annotation, biological process: positive regulation of catalytic activity; protein processing.